UGUCAUCAUAAAUCAAAAUGUCUCUGAUACAAAAGAUUCUGUGUCUGUGCUUAAUAGGGUUGUCGCAAACGGCAAAUUUAACCUAUGACGAAUUAAAACGGGAGUUAGAAAGUUAUAUUGAAAAUAAACAAAAGGAAAUAAACCAAAGAUAUCGGCCUUUGUAUCAUGUGGCACCACCAGUUGGAUGGAUGAACGAUCCCAAUGGAUUUGCUUAUCACAAUGGAUUAUUUCAUCUUUUUUACCAAUUCUACCCUUACGAUAGUAAGUGGGGUCCAAUGCAUUGGGGCCAUGUUACUAGUACUGAUCUUGUUCAUUGGAAACAGAAGCCGACUGCUUUAAUACCUGAGGAGGAGCAAUGUUUCUCAGGAAGUGGUAUCAGCGAUGACAAUAAGCUGGUGUUAAUGUAUACUGGGCAUGUUCUUACAGAAGAAGAACCUUUCUAUAAACAAAGUCAAUAUCUUGCUUUAAGUGAAGAUGGAGUUAACUUUGAAAAGUUCAAUUCAAAUCCAAUUAUUGAAAGCCCUCCUAACAAUUCACCUGACUUUCGAGAUCCAAAAAUUUGGAAGCACGGAAAUGAAUUCUAUGCGGUUAUUGGCAGUAAAGACAAUGGCAAUGGAACUGUGCUUCUAUAUAAAUCAAGUAAUUUGAAAACUUGGGAAUAUUUAUCAGUACUCGGACAAUCUACUGGGGAAUUGGGAUACAUGUGGGAAUGUCCAGACUUUUUCGAAUUGGACGGGAAGUUUAUUUUAUUGAUGUCACCUCAAGGAGUAAAAGCAAAUGGUGAUAGAUAUAAAAACGUUUAUCAGACCGGCUACAUGGUGGGAACUUUCGAUUAUAAUACGAGUCGUUUUGAAACAGAUGGUGUAUUUCAAGAACUAGAUUAUGGUCACGAUUUUUAUGCUGCCACGACCACGGAAGCUAAGGGCAGUAGAUACCUUUCAGCUUGGUUUAGUAUGUGGGAAGUGACACAUCCGGAGGAUGUUGAUGGUUGGAUAGGCACAACUACGUUAGUUAGGGAGCUGAGGUUCGUUAACAAUCGUUUAAUUAUGAAACCGGUUGCAGAAAUUGUUGAUCUAAGAGAAAGUUUAGCUCUCCAGGGGGAUUUUAAAGCCAACCAGGUGCAAGAAUUUGGUAAAGCAGUAGAAAUUUUAAUUGAAGGUAAUUUAAAUCAGAAUAUUGACUUGUUAUUAGAUGGACCAAACGGUGGUGGCCAAGUGCAGUUAAAAUGGGACGCAAAAAAUGGUACAGUUUCUGUGAUCAGAGAAGAAGAGGUGCGACGAGUAGUGUGGGCACCUAUUGAUUCUCAAAUUUGGCGAAUUUUCCUGGAUACAAGCAGUCUAGAGUUGUUUUGUGGAGAAGGUGAAGUAGUUUUCAGUAGUCGAGUUUAUCCUCUCGGUGGGUGGAGACUUACAAGUAAUAGUCCUCAGACACUUAAAAUUACAGCUUAUACUCUAAUGAGAAGUGUCCCGGACAAUGCCAGCAUUCGAAUUAAAAGUUUUAGUGGAACAAUAAUAAGCCUUAUCACCUUGCUAGCCUUGCGUAUAAGCAACAUUUUAUAAAAAGGACGUAUUAAUAUUUUAUGAUAAUUAUUGAAGAAAUUAAUAUUUAAGACUCAAAAUGAGUCUUAAAUUUAUACAUUGAUACAAAUGUUUUAAAAGGUAAGUUGUAAUAGAUGUACCAAUGCAUAGAAAUAUAUUGUAAAAAGGUGAUUUUGUGAUAAAUUAUAAAUACAUAUUUUUAAGUCGGGGACGACUAUUAUUUAGUUAUGUUUUACGUAGAAUCGAAAGUUGCCAAUUUGUUACGUCUUUAAGAUUAAAUGUAUUUACAAUUACAAAUGUUUACUUCACCAUAGUAUGUUGUAACAAAUUAGUUUGUCUAAUGCAUUCUAAAGAGAAAUUCUGUUAAAUAAAAUGUAUAUCAUAUUUUGAUCGCUAAAACGGAGGUUAUUUGAACGUUAUAAGUAAAUGUAAUUUUAUUUAUCUCUAUUUUAUAUCUUAAUGUGAAAAAGAUGGAAUAUCAUGGAUUGAUAUAUGAAAUUUAAAGCUGUUUGAAGAAAAAGCCUCAAAAUUAUCUUCUUAGCUUCUGUACUUACUACAACAUUCGAAAUUACUGAUAUUUAAAGAGUUACAAACAUGUUUAGGUAUACUGUUCUGUUUUAAAAACAUUAAAGAACAUUGUCCUUGUUUAGUUAUAUUAUAUGGAAACCAAACCAAACGCGAUAUUAUUAACUUUGGGUUAGCACAGCGACGUUUUGAAAAUGUAUUCUUGGACCUUGAUUAUAAAAUAAAGACAAAUAAUUCAGACCUUAAUACCCCGGAACAUAUCGAUGUACAAAACCACAGGACCUUCACCGACGUAGAAGCCGUACUUCUUCAUCUUUAUUCCUUCGUGUUCUCUCUUUAACGAUGUCGUAAGUUGAGGUCUGGCUUUUUAGAGGCACCAUUGGGAAGGGUCCACCCACAAGCUCAAUUUAAAGAGUAGGUCCCAAGCGGAUUUCCCACCCUACCCGGUGACAAUUUCCAAGCCAAUUAGAAUAACAUAAGGAAAGUAGACAAAAAGUGUUUUCAAUAUAAUUAAAAAGAAAUAGAUUAACAAAAUUAAAGUCAUAACAACUUCAACAUUUCUUUAAAUACGAAGUUAAUUAGAAUAAAAAAGUUAAUGCGAUCAAAAGAAAAAUUUCGCCUUAUUAUAUUUAAGUUAACUUACAAAUUAUUACAGUCAACGAUUUGAUAAUUUUCCUAUUUAGUUUCCAAAAAGCAAUCAAAUUUACUUUGCUAUCAUCAAUAAAGAUUUAACUUUGA
Messenger RNA from Danaus plexippus (monarch butterfly), 2801 nucleotides. RefSeq names its product sucrose-6-phosphate hydrolase-like. The record is from RefSeq and is a predicted model, not a curated record. NCBI's taxonomy places the organism in Eukaryota, Metazoa, Arthropoda, Insecta, Lepidoptera, Nymphalidae. The transcript has a single exon. Gene Ontology annotation, molecular function: beta-fructofuranosidase activity. Gene Ontology annotation, cellular component: cytoplasm. Bases 18 to 1559 code for a protein of 513 amino acids. Gene Ontology annotation, biological process: carbohydrate metabolic process.